Messenger RNA from Bactrocera latifrons, 2954 nucleotides. RefSeq names its product adenylyl cyclase-associated protein 1 (gene capt). Gene Ontology annotation, molecular function: adenylate cyclase binding; actin binding. NCBI's taxonomy places the organism in Eukaryota, Metazoa, Arthropoda, Insecta, Diptera, Tephritidae. The coding region runs from base 5 to 2728 and encodes 907 amino acids. The record is from RefSeq and is a predicted model, not a curated record. The transcript is spliced from 10 exons. Gene Ontology annotation, biological process: regulation of adenylate cyclase activity; cell morphogenesis; cytoskeleton organization. Gene Ontology annotation, cellular component: cytoplasm.
AGAAAUGUUUUCCUGUUGUCGUGCUAGUUCGAAAAAUUCGAAUUUACAAAAAAAAGUAAAAAAUAAAAAAGUUGAUGCGUUAAUCCAAAAUCAAAAUGCGGAAGAUGAAAGCGCCGAGGAUCAGAAGCGAAUAAUUUCAACGAUAAAAAUCGAGAAGGGUAAAGCGAAUGACUUUGAAAGCGAAAAGUAUUCACUUUCUCUAAACGGAAAAGAAUCUGAAGGUCUAAUUGAAAAUUCCACAGCAGAUAAAAGGAUAUGUGAUGGCAUAGCGAUAGCUAGUUCAACAAAAUCCGAAACAGCAGAUAUUGCAUCUAAUACACAGCUGGGGAACGAAAAUGUUGAAAAUGAUCAAAACGAUGUAGGAACUAAAUUGAAUCAGACGACGAAAACGGAUUGUACAACAACCGCUAACGAAAUAAUAUCUGAAAAUUGCGGAAAGUUGGACGACAUAGAAGCAACUGUUUUGAGAAGUAAUGACAAAACUACAGCAGGCACCACACCGGUAAAAAGUUGUCUUUCACGACACAAUUCGAUGCACACAUCUAUAAAGAAGAAGGUUAAUAUCAGUACACAAGCAGAAAUAAUAGAACCGGAUCCUGCUCCUCAAUCCCCGCACGAACCCGUUUCAUCAAAUGUGGACGAUGACGAUGUUUUUUCUGAUUCACUGCCGCCGCCAAAACGCGAAAGUAUGUGUGCGCCCUAUAUUGAGCAAACUGACGUUCCGGAAUUAGUGGCAUAUGCACAUGGGCUUCCAGAAUGGUUCAAUGAUGAAAGGAUUAAUGAAAUUGGCUGCAUUGAGCCACCUGUUACGCCUGUAGGUCGCGAUGAGCUUGAAUUGAGGCGGCAGCGUCUGUAUACAGACCUAUUGCAUGCAGCACAUGCGGCGGUAGAGCAUAACGUACGCUUUACCUCGUUUGCAACAAAUAUAACUGGGGAUGCGAUUAGCAGAAUAAGUGGAAGCGUUAGAGAUUGUGAUCCAGACUUAAAACCAUCCGUUGCUGAAAAUCUUGAGAAGUUAGUUAAUCGUUUAGAACAGUUGGUUGAGCGUUUGGAACAUUCGAUCUCAGCACGUGAGCUGGAAGUUGCUAAUCGCACAAUUGAUGCAGUUCGAACGAAAAAGCGAGAAAGUUUCAACUUAGAGAGGACCGAAUUACCCACAGCGACGCCUACUGAACUAUUGCCGCUACAGACGGAAAGCAUAAAUAACCGAAUAGAAAAAUUGGAACAUUCAUUAUAUCAAAUAAACGAACGACACAGCAGCAGUUUGAGUACGAGUAAUAGCCAGUGCAGUCAAAAACUCAGAGAACUACAGGAGCACAAACAACAAAAAGAAGAGGAUAGCCUUGAAAAUAUACCGACAGUGCUUGAAGAUUAUCAAGUGUCCACGCUUCUACCAGUCUCCGAAGGAGAGCAGUAUUCGCAGUUAAAGCCGCCGUCCGAAAUGAGUGUCCUAGGCUUCCAGAAUAUUAUCAGUGGUCCGCUGAAUCAAUAUUUAGCUCUUUCUGAGAAAAUCGGUGGCGAUGUUGCAAAACAUGCGCAGUUGGUAAAAUUAGCAUUUGAUGCUCAAUCGCAAUAUGUUACAUUGGCCAGUCAAUGUUCUCAACCUAACCAAGAGAAGCAAAUGGAGUUGCUGAAGCCCACUUCUGUGCAAAUUAGCGCUAUCCAAGACUAUCGUGAAAAGAAUCGAGGAUCUGCAUUUUUUAACCAUUUAUCGGCUAUUAGUGAGAGUAUUCCAGCUUUAGGAUGGGUCUGCGUGUCACCUACACCUGGACCACAUGUAAAAGAAAUGAAUGAUGCCGGUCAAUUUUAUACAAAUCGUGUGUUAAAAGAGUGGAGAGAUAAAGAUACAACUCACGUAGAGUGGGCAAGAGCAUGGAUCCAAACAUUAACUGAAUUGCAAUCAUACAUUAAGCAGUAUCAUACUACUGGUCUGGUAUGGUCUGGUAAAGCUGCAGCACCAGUUGGAGGUUCUGUGCCACCACCACCACCAAUUGGUGCUUGCCCACCACCACCACCCCCGCCAACAUUCGAUAUUGGUACAAUGUCAUUAGAUGACGGUGGUGCAGAUGAUCGCAGUGCUCUAUUUGCCGAAAUUAAUCAAGGCGAGGGCAUCACGAAAAAUUUAAAGAAGGUCACUGCUGACAUGCAAACUCAUAAGAAUCCAACGUUGCGCACUGGUCCAGCUCCAUUCAAGACACCUACUCAGUUUGGUUCAUCUUCUGGUGGUUCUUCCACUGCUGCUGCUGUUGCAAAAGAGCCAGUAUUCACACGUGAUGGAAAAAAAUGGUUAAUUGAAUAUCAACGUAACAAUCGCAAUUUGUUAGUGGAAAAUGCUGAAAUGAACAAUGUGGUAUAUGUGUAUAAGUGCGAAGGUUCAACUUUAACUGUUAAGGGCAAAGUUAACAACGUUGUAUUAGACUCAUGUAAAAAAUGUUCUUUACUAUUUGAUUCAGUUGUCGCGUCAGUAGAAUUCGUAAAUUGUCAAAGUGUCCAAAUGCAGGUUCUUGGUUUCGUACCAACUAUAUCAAUUGAUAAAACCGAUGGCUGUCAAAUGUAUCUAUCCAAUGAAUCAAUCGGUGUGGAAAUUGUAAGCUCAAAGUCUUCCGAAAUGAAUGUUAUGCUUCCCCAAGCCAGUGGAGAUUAUAUUGAGUUAGCUUUGCCGGAGCAGUUCAAGACCACUAUUUCGGGACAAUCACUGAAAACUAGUUGCGUGGAAAGUCUUGGUUAAACUCAUUCAAUGACGAAGAUGGCUUCAAACCGCCAAAAAAAAAAUUCAUCGAAGCAGAUGCAAUGGAGUAUUUACAUAAAAUUGAACAUACAUAUUUACAAAAACUCAUUUUGCUACUCCAAUUCACUUUUUAUAUAAGUAAUUUAUACUAUGAAGCAUCGGUGUUGAAUACACAGGUUUUAAUCAAAAACAAAAAAAAAAAUACAAAAUAAAGUUUUUAAGAUUA